UUUAAGAAACUCCAUGUUUUCGCUACAUGAUGCGUCAACAUAAAAAGCGGAUGAUGCUGUUAUGUAAAAACACGCCGAAGUGAAGCGUAGUUUGCAGGGGGCUCUGCCGAGUGCGUCGCACGGCUCACUUCGUCUCACAAACCGCCGUUGUAGUUUUACGUGGACCGAGUGGAGGAUUUUUACGCGUAGCGCACGGAGCGGCGCAGUUUGGUGCGAGAAAAAAAAAAAACCAGGAGAGAGGCUUCAGCCGAUCAACUCAACAUGAGUCGCCCUCCACACUGUUUUCCUCCUUCACUUGCGGGAAGCGUACACCUGACGCAUCUCUCUGUCGCCUUGUGGAACUGAUCUUCCUUUUAUCAAAUCUCCAAAACAGCCGGGGUUAUUUUCCAGACUACGAAGCGGGAGUGCAUGGACCCAGAUGAUGAUCCACGAUGAUGCUCACUGAUAACCCUGUCUGAGCUGAAAUCCACCGUUGUAGCACCCUGUGGAUGAAGAGGUUUUGGUGGAUCUGCUCCCAGACGCUGAGACCAUGGCGAAAGCUCAGCGGAGCAAGUCAGCGAAAUGUGGGAAGCCCCAGAAAGAGAAGGGAAACAAGGCAAAGGGAGAUGGCGUAAAGAAAUGGAAAGUGGGGAGGAAUGAGCUGAAAGGAAAGAAAAAGAGGGACAAGAAAGCCUCACAUCGACACAGAACGAAGACGCUAGCAAUGGAUGAUGGAGAGGCACUGGACUGUUGUGUCCUGCUCACCCGUCUUGAGGAGAAAAAACUUGUGGGCAAAGUAAAGGAUGUGAAAAAGGCCGAGAGGCAAAGAUGUGUUAAAGUCAAUAAGAAGCUGUGCUCCAUUGAGAGAAGGACCAAAUCUGGGCUAAUGAAAACUUCCACAGCCGAUCAGCAAACACCGGAACCAAAAAACAACCAAUCUGACGCCUUACUCAUGUUGCCCACAACUGUCUUUGAGCCCCGCAGGAGGAGAAUGGCCUCUCUUAACGCCGAGGCUGUCAACAGCUUACUGCUCUACGGAGAUGAUUCCCUCAUGACAAGUCUCUCAAAGAAAUGGCAACCUACCGGCGAAGAGCCUGCUAAAGAUCUCGUUAAAACUGAACACAGAGGUCAUAAAACCAAACAGGGUUCUGCAGGAGGGAAAGCCGUCCUGAAAGAAAAACCGAAAAAACAAAAGCGGUCGACAGCUCAGGCUCAGAACAUCGACUGGUUGAGCCUGUUUGCGCCAACGCCACGGCGCCAGGCAGGACUUACUGCUGCAACGCUGCUCAAACUCACCAGUGCCCAGUAUGGAACCAAACGGCAAAAGAAGACCGAGUCCAAACCGGGGAGUGGAAGUGAAGCAGCAGCUACGGGUCAGGAUGCCGUUAGUGUUCAACCUGUGUGUGGAGGAACAACGCAGACCAAAAGAAGAACACAUCCCAAACACGAGGAGCAACUAAAGCACAGAAAACAGGGCACAGAAGAUCCAGUCCAUUCCCAGAUGAGCUCCACCAUCCAGGGCUGCUGCAGUUUGUGUAAGACAGAGGCUUUGGAUCCGGAGUGGAAGUCUGCAGGGUCCACAGGGGGGCAGGAGUGUCUCAAACAUACUCUCCACUGUGGCUCUUCUCUGGGAUUCCCCUUAAAAACAAUCAAAGAGGAGCAGGUGGAGACGGAGGUGUCUUCCUGCUACUGCUGCUCCCAGGAGAGAUGUGUCGAGUACUGUCACAGACUGGCCCUCUUCCUGGAGGACAAAACCUUCAAGGAACCAGAGGACGGCUCACUGUCCGAGGUGUUCCACCACCACCAUCACCACCACCACCACCAUCACCACCACCAUCUUCAGUCGCCCCAUUCUGUAGCCCACCCAGCAGCCAUAACCAUCAGCCCGCACACGUACACCUGCUUCCCAGGCUACUACGUCCAUUUCAGCCACCCAGACAGCUCCCCCUCUCCCAUGCCACCCCUUGCUUUAUGCCCGAGGAGCAGCAAAAGGCCCAAGCUGCUCCCAAGCACAGCUCCACAACCCUCAGGGAUUAGCCACCCAGUGUACUGCUGCACCUCAGUGGAAGCCUGCUACGGAGAGCCCUGCAGGCUUAAUGGCUACUCUGCUUAUACCAGUGUGAUUCCAGCCAUCACCAGAGGAGGGUGCUCCUUCAGCCCCGCAAACUACACCAAAUGUAACCAUGGCGUCAAAAGAGAUGACUACUCAUCAACCCUCAGUGACCACCACAGCCCCUCCUCUAUCCCCAUUUGUCCCAGCCCCAGAAUGAUCACUGGCUGCCCCAUUCCCGCUGUGCCUCCAGCCGGCCAAUCAGUGCCCCACGUUCAGACUCCGCUGUCAGACCCCAGCCAACCCCAGCCUCCACUGCAGGUGGCGAAGGAGUGUCCACAGAGUGCCAAGCCGCCCAGCGGGUCGAGGUCUGGUGCGCGCAGCACCGGCAGCAUCAGCUCUGCUGUUUGCCCUCUCAGCAGGGACAAGAAACAGAAGCUCAGCUCUGCCAGCGUCGGAGGGCAAACAGUUGCCAAGCAGCCGAAGAAUGGCCGCCAAAAAUCCACCAACGGCUGGAGGCCAGUUGGCCUGCCCUUUGAGAAGGAGGUUUUCUCUGUGGGAGAGGACUCUAUGGUGCUGAGGAAGUGUUUUGAGGGAGUCCACAGGGAUGGGGAUCUGAUUCGGGUCAGAGACACUGUUCUGCUGAAGUCUGGACCUAGAAAAAAGUCUCUGCCUUACGUGGCCAAGAUCUCAGCUCUGUGGGAGGAACCAGAGUCAGGAGAGCUGAUGAUGAGUUUGUUUUGGUACUACCGUCCAGAACACACACAGGGAGGGCGUAACCCCAGCAUGCAUUGUGAGAAUGAGAUCUUUGCAUCUCGUCACCAGGAUGUGAACAGUGUGGCCUGUAUCGAAGACAAAUGCUAUGUCCUAACACUGGCACAGUAUUGUCGAUUUUGUGCCUUGGUAAAACGCCGUAGGGAGGGCGUAUGCGACAGUGUCGCCUCCCUUGUGGUGCCACCCGUUGUUGGCAAUGCCAUGCCCACCCACCACUGUGUGCCGGAUGACGUCGACCCAGAGAUGGUGUUUUUCUGUCGACACGUCUAUGACUUCCGCUAUGGACGCCUCCUCAAGAACCUGCAGUAGAAUCUGACCAGUCGUGACACAUUAUGCUACGGGACGUGAGAUAAUGUUACUCUGGUUUCAUCGUCCACAAAUUUUAAUUAGCUACCUGCUGCCUCUGUGAGAGAGGAACUGGAGUGUAGGACAAAAGGAUUUAGAGCUCAUUUUGAUUUGAAUUCUCAUGCUUUUACUUCCAUGCCACACAUUUAUUAGGUAAAAGCAAUGGUCUGACAUAAUGUGUAAGAGUUAAUAUGGCAGUGUAAAUGGUCUUUAUCAUAGAUGGCUCUCUGGUGUUGUAGCAGCUGUGUGAAGAACACGGAACAUACUCUGCUGUAGAAAAUGCUACUGCUCUUAGAAAUGUGACAUUUGAUAGAUUAUAUGCAGAGAAGUUGAUGUUACAUGUGAAUAAUGCUACUAUCUGCGUGACAGAUGAGAAUCUGAGGCACACCGUGCCACACUGGUCCUUGUGAAGAGACUAGAGAAAAAGAAAUUUCUCAGUGGCUGAAGACUUAAUCACAUUUUUUGUCACUAGAUUUCUCUGUAAUAUGCAGUUUCUUAGUGUCCAACCUGAGGACACGGCAUACAGACGAUUUUACUGGAAAGAUUCUAAACAUGCAUCUGUGUUUAAACUGAUGAGGAAUAGUUACACAUUUUGGGAAAUGUGCUUGAUGCUUUUGUUUUCAGAGCACUGAAUGAUUGAAUGAAUCCACUCUCAUGUCUGUACGGAUAAUGUGAAGGUAAAACCAACAGCUAGUUGGCAUAGCUUAGCAUAAAGUGGAGCUGCAGUGAAUAAUCGGUUAGCUGUCAUUAACUGAAACAAUUAGCAACUAUUUUGAUAAUCGAUUUGUCAGUUUGAGUAAUUUUUUGAGAAGAAAAGAGGGAAAAUCCUCUGAUUCCAGCUUCUUAAAUUUUAAUAUUUUCUCCAUUCUUUGGUUGUGGAAAAAAGAAAACAUUUGAGGAUGUCUUACUGAGCUUCUGGAAGCACUGAUCAACAUUUUUCAUCAUUUGACAGAAUAAUUGACAAUGAAAAUAAUGCAUAAAGAAUGAACAGUCCAUUUUGAGGCUUUGUGCUAAACUAAGCUGACUGCAGCUCUAUACUUCCUAUACAGACAUGCGAGUCGUAUCAAUGUUCUCAUUUAAACCUCCACAAGAAGGCAAACAAGCAUGUUUCCCAAAUAUUUAACAUUUCCAGUUUCGUGCAUUCGUGAUUCAUUUGGAGGUCUGUGUAGUUCAGUCCCAACACAGAUGUGAGGAAAAUGUUGAUCCAAACAUUUAAUUAAGUCUAAUUCAACUUUUUUUUUUUUUUUUUAACCACUGAUCGAGUACAAUCACAGCAAACAAUGACAUAUGGAAGUUUUAUGACUCCAUCUCUCAUGAGUUUCUGAGAGAAUUGUAGGUUUUAUGUCAUAUCUCUUAGCUCUGAAAAUCACCUCAGAGGUGAUUUUCGUGCUGCAGGACGGACCUGCACUCUGCAGAGAAAGCACAGUUUAGUUUGUUUGGUUUUCGCAGUGUGAAGAUGUCCAAUGAGCCGAGCAUUGAGGGGAUUUUUGUUAUGCCAAUGCUGAGGAAUAUUUUACUUUCUCAAAGCUGUUUGCCAGAGGUGUGAUUUGACUCCGGUGUCAGCUAAACUGUAUAUUUGCAUUUAAAUAUCUGGAUGAGUGUCUGUUCAUGGCAGAUGGCAUCAGUUAGUCACCUAUAUUCUCGUUUCUUUAAUGAUGAACUGGUGAGUAAUGUAUUCAGUGUAGCAUUUAGAUCUGUGAUGAUGAUUCGUUCCUAUGUUUGAGAAAAAGAUAUGUAUUUAUUUCUGUACUGAGAACAUAUAAUUUAUUUUCAAAAGAUGAUUUUAAAGAAUAGAGUUUUAGAUGAAUGGCUUUUCAUUCCUGAUUAGAAAGGAGGUUGAACUCGUCGCUCCUUCUUAGCUGCACUGUCUACGAUGAAAAGUGUGUGAGUCAUUUGCAAUAGUAUUUCUGUGUUUGAGUUUGCUUACCCAAUACAAGCCAAUUAAAUGUCGUGUUGAGAUGUUGAAGUAAGCAGUAAGCAGAUUUGGGGACACAUACGGAGUAUUUGGAAGGAUCUCAGAUGCAGCUUUGAAGGGCAUAAGUGCUAACAUGUGUCCAGAGAUGCUUAGCCUGCAGGACCAAAACAUACCUUGGCCUCUCCCAGCUUUCCGUCAUUCUCCUUUCACUUCUCCUCAGACGAUAAAGCUUUGCCUCUUCACCUUUAAAUGCCGAAUGCUACGAUGA
Molecule: messenger RNA, 5331 nt
Organism: Amphiprion ocellaris (clown anemonefish)
Lineage: Eukaryota; Metazoa; Chordata; Actinopteri; Pomacentridae
Gene: bahd1
Product: bromo adjacent homology domain containing 1
Exons: 7
Coding region: 530-3112 (860 amino acids)
Molecular function (GO): chromatin binding
Source: RefSeq, a predicted model, not a curated record